Molecule: messenger RNA, 2957 nt
Organism: Tachysurus vachellii
Lineage: Eukaryota; Metazoa; Chordata; Actinopteri; Siluriformes; Bagridae
Gene: pcyt2
Product: phosphate cytidylyltransferase 2, ethanolamine
Exons: 13
Coding region: 77-1258 (393 amino acids)
Biological process (GO): phosphatidylethanolamine biosynthetic process
Cellular component (GO): cytoplasm
Molecular function (GO): ethanolamine-phosphate cytidylyltransferase activity
Source: RefSeq, a predicted model, not a curated record
CACACACACACACACACACACACACACACCGGUUUCACUUUUACGCGAUUUUAUAGAGUCCAUUGUGUUUUUUACGAUGAUUAAAAACGGACAUCACGCAGCUCCGGAGGCCGAAAGAGCCGAAGCGUCAAACCGCGGGGCGGAGAAAAGGAAGCGGUUAGUGCGCGUGUGGUGUGACGGCUGCUAUGACAUGGUGCAUUAUGGUCACUCAAACCAGUUGCGGCAGGCGAAGGCGAUGGGUGAUUACCUCGUGGUUGGAGUUCACACAGACGAAGAGAUAGCGAAGCACAAAGGUCCACCUGUGUUCACUCAGGAGGAGCGCUAUAAGAUGGUGCGAGCCAUAAAGUGGGUGGACGAGAUCGCAGAGGGAGCACCGUACGUCACCACGCUGGAGACCCUCGACAAGUACAACUGUGAUUUCUGUGUGCACGGAGAUGAUAUCACGUUAACGGCGGAUGGAAAGGACACGUACGAGGAGGUGAAACAUGCAGAUCGGUACAGGGAAUGCAAACGCACCCAGGGCGUGUCCACAACUGACCUUGUGGGACGCAUGCUGUUGAUGACUAAAACUCAUCAUACCAACAUGGAUAACUCCGAUUACAAGCAGCAUGCAGAUAACUUUGGAAAGGGUCCUAAAGGCCACAGUCCCUGGACCGGCGUGUCUCAGUUCCUCCAGACGUCUCAGAAGAUCAUCCAGUUUGCGUCUGGUAAAGAGCCGCAGCCAGGAGACACCAUCAUUUACGUAGCUGGAGCGUUCGACCUCUUCCACAUCGGCCACCUGGACUUCUUAGAGACGGUAUUCAAACAAGCUGAGAGACCCUACAUCAUCGUUGGGCUGCACUUUGACCAGGAAGUGAACCGCUACAAAGGGAAGAACUACCCAAUCAUGAACAUCCAUGAGAGAACUCUGAGUGUGUUGGCUUGUCGGUACGUGUCAGAAGUGGUGAUUGGGGCACCGUACACCGUAGGUAAAGACCUCCUGGACCACUUUAAGGUCGACAUGGUGUGUCACGGAAAAACGGAGGUUUUCCCAGAUAAGGAUGGAUCUGACCCCUACGCUGAGCCAAAAAAGCGAGGAAUAUUCAGGACCCUGGACAGCAAGAAUGACCUCACCACUGAUGACAUCGUGCAGAGGAUCAUCGCUAACAGGCUGGAGUUUGAGGAGAGAAACCAGAAGAAGGAGGUGAAGGAGAUGGCUGUGAUUGAGGCUCUGAAGCACAAUGCUGAUGGAGAGAAAAACAAAGCAGCUGCUCAGUAACUGACACAAAAAAAAAAAAAUCAACCAAAGGGCUUGAAAAUUUUCUUCUUUAACUUUUCCUGCUAGCUUUCCUCUGUCGUCUUCUCUCCGUCCGUGUGAGUGCGUUUAACGUGUCUCGGCAUCAGCGUGUCCGUUAGGGGCGGAGCUCUGAUAGGUAGAUAAAGUGCAAAGCUUUGUAACUGAUGACGUUCACACUAGUGAGCGUUGGCCAGUGGGCGUGGCCUGUCCAGUGUUCAGAUAACAGCAGUAGCUAUGAACAGCUUCUAAAGCUAGCAGGUUAAACAUAAGUGAAUCUCAUGCACUAAUCAGGCGAGCUCACUGUUCUGGAUACGUGCUCUCUGUCAACAUUCUCUGCUACUUCAUCUCUCUGAACACGUUUAAUAAGCGUUCUGAUUGGACAGGUUGAGAGGGUGGGGUUUUCUGCAUCAAAAUGGGAACUAAUGUUGAUUUGCCAGCGAGGAGCUGAAGGAACGAGGAAUUUUAUCAUUCUCAUUACAGCGCCACACUUAUUUGCAUAUUAAUGAAUAAAAUUAACCGUCGGCCUGCUAGCGUGAACGUAACGCCGUACAAAGCACCCCACUUACCCAAUGUGUCUUAGCCGUCAGCCAGAAGGUUUUUUUUUUUUUUUAAAUUGAUUUUCUUUGUGCUCUCUUGACGGCGUCGGCACAUCGGGUUUGUUUUUGUGAAAUGUUCUUGUACUGUUUCUCCACACCUGAUAGCGUGUGACCCUCUGACCUCGAGUCUGUACCAUGUUAAAAUAUAACAGAGUAACACAGUGUGUUCAAGUGGGACGUCAGAAAUUUCUGACCUCGAGUCAGGAGGGAAAAGUUACCUGGACGCCACUCAGGCUCUCAGUUCCUCAGAUGGGAAAUUGAGAUUUUUAUCUUGUAGAUUUUUAAAAAAAAUAAAUAAUUAAAAAAUCUCCGUACUGUAAAGCUGCAGGUUUAAAGUUUUAGCAUCCAGGAACUAAUUUACCUUCAGAAUCCACACUAUAAUAAUAAUAAUGAUAAUAAUAAUGAUGAUAAUGUGAUACUAAAAACAUUUUAGGAAAUCGUAAUAAAAAAGUCUUGAGGUGAGCCGUAUUUAAACUGUAGGAAAAAAACUUUUCUAACUGUUUUAAGUAAAGUUUUUACAUUUAACUAAAUACAUGAUGAUUCUUGUGGAAUUUCAAAAUAAAUUAAAUUUUUAAAAAUAGUGAAAUGUGAUUAUUUUUUUUUUUUCCAUUUUAAAUGAUGCUUAUAAUUUGUAAAAACUAUUUUAACAGCAACAAACAACCCCACGGAAGCGAAAGCCUUUACACCGAGACGUGUGCCGCGUCUCCCAACAUUAAACAGCUGUAGUUUAGACAAAGCGAGUUCCCUUACAGUAGUGUUUCACACGAAGAGAACCGUUUUUAUCCUCCACACUUCUUCUAAUAAAUAAUAUCAGAUUAAAUAACACAACAAUGAUGCUGCUUCUGGAUUGAAACGUGUUGUGAGGUGACGCUCCCUGGUGAACGAUCUCUCAUGAAUGUUCUCAUGAAGCUCAUGAAUGUUCAGCUCAUCAAUUUGCCAUAUUUAUUAUAAUCUGAAUGUAUCAGGUUGUGUGUGUGUGUGUGUGUGUGUGUGUGUGUGUGUGUGGUUUGUAUCAGCAAGAUUUUUCCAGAAGCGACGUUUCUCGAAAGGAAAAUGUGUGAACACACGUCGUGAACACGCGUCGU